GUCUUAUCGGCACCGUCUGACACGCCCGCCACCAGCCGAGGGGCAAGAUUUAUCGCACAACGUGAUCCGAAGUUCUUCACCGUCAGCCGCUUAUGUGCUUCACGGGGCCUUCAUCCGAUUUAUGCAAUGGGUGCCGACUGCAGCAUGUAGGGCAUUUCACGCGUCGAAUAUAUCGAAUACCUCGAAACUGCCAGUGGCGACGAGGCUUGGGAUCUCCUGGCACGACACGGCUCUCUUGUGAGUGAGCCCAGACCGCUCAGUUGGCCGGCCAUGGACUCUGUCACGACACCGCUUCUCGCCGCCGACGAGGAGGCUCCAGCGCCGAGUGAUGGCAAAGCAGAGGAAGACACAAGGAGGCACCUUGGCCUCUUCGACGGCGUGGCCCUGGUCCUUGGGCUCCAGAUCGGGUCUGGAAUCUUUUCCUCCCCCUCGCUCGUGCUUCGGAAUACUGGGUCUGAGCCUGUAGCGCUCGCGGUCUGGUGCAUUGCUGGUGGUCUGGCCUGGGCUUGUGCGGUUUGCUAUACCGAGCUGGGCACCCGCCUGCCCUUUAAUGGAGGACCUCAAGAAUACCUGUCCUAUUGCUUCAGCGACGUCUAUGGCUUCCUCGCCUCCUGGGCCUGUAUUUUUACACUCAAGCCUUGUUCCGCAGCCAUCCUGGCCUUGGUUGUCGCCGACUAUGUUUGCGAUGCAUUGAGCCUCGCCAGGGGACCGUUUGAUUACGUCCCGAAAUUAAUUGCUGUUUCCAUGAUUACUCUUGUGACAGUGGUCAACUGCACGGGAAAUAAACUAAGCAAUAUCGUUACAAAGAGCUUACUGGCAUGUAAGAUUUUUGGCGUUGCUUCUAUCAUAAUCCUCGGAUUCGCAGUUCUGAUCGGCCGGCGUCUUUCACCGUCGGUCGUCUUGACGGAGCUCAAGUCUCCCCCACGACCAGGCUUGAGCAAUUAUACUGAUGCCACAUUAUUAGCAAUGUGGGCAUAUUCUGGAUGGGAGGCGCUGGCAUUUGUCGGGGGAGAACUUAAGAACCCCAGCCGCAAUACGGCUGUCGUCAUUAAUAUAUCUAUGACUGUUGUGAUAGUACUCUUUGUUCUUGCUAACAUUGCCUAUUUCUCUGCGUUGUUAUUCGCAGAAAUUAUCCGCUCCUCUACUAUCGGCUUGACCUUCAGCCAACACUUUUUCGGGCGUGCCGGUGGCGCGCUGUACACCCUAGUCAUCUGCCUUUCUUGUAUAGGUACUCUCAACGUCAAGUUCUUCACCGCGAGUCGUUUGACCCAAGCGGCUGCCGAACGGCAGUUCUUGCCACCUGUUAUUAGAACCAUCAAACGUGUAAGCGCUGACCACGGUGACGAGCCAUUGGAAGCAAACCCGUUGCGACGCAUGCUUGAGGUCUUACGGCAUCCAACACAGUUCGGAGAUGGAUUAAUACCACUAUCUGCUAUUAUAUUCAACGCUCUCCUUGCGGAUGCCUACAUCCUGGUUGGUGAUUUUGGCUCGCUGAUUAUAUUUAUUGGAAUCGUGGAGUAUUCAAUAGCGUGCAUUACCAUCGCCGGACUAUUUACUCUUCGCCUGCGUCCGAGGCCACCAGAAGCGGACUCUGGAGGUGGGACAUUCCGGGUCCCGUGGAUAAUUAUUUUCGUUGCUUUGGCUGCCACCGCGCUUAUUGUCUUCGUCUCGGUUGUCAGACAUCCUUUUGCUGGCCUUGGGUUCGUAUUCUUUUGCGGAGUGAGCACGGUUAUAUACACACGCAUCAUUCGAGUUUGAAUUGAAGAGAGACAAAGAAUUUAACUAGAUAGGAAGCAACUCGGCCCCAGUUGACAUUAUGUUUUGCAUUAUACUUCAUAACGUUUUUCUUUCAAGCAUUAUUGAAGCAGGGUUAAGUACUAAUUGGUUAUGAAGCGUACACCGAGAGAGGAGGAGAAAUGGAUUGCUAGACAAAGGACUCGAAAGGAGGACUGUAGUUAGAGCACGUAGAAAGCUAG
Hyaloscypha bicolor E is the source of this 1976-nucleotide messenger RNA. RefSeq names its product amino acid transporter. The coding region runs from base 271 to 1758 and encodes 495 amino acids. Lineage: Eukaryota; Fungi; Ascomycota; Leotiomycetes; Helotiales; Hyaloscyphaceae. The transcript is spliced from 5 exons. The record is from RefSeq and is a predicted model, not a curated record. Gene Ontology annotation, biological process: amino acid transmembrane transport. Gene Ontology annotation, molecular function: L-amino acid transmembrane transporter activity. Gene Ontology annotation, cellular component: membrane.